Messenger RNA from Porites lobata, 1860 nucleotides. NCBI's taxonomy places the organism in Eukaryota, Metazoa, Cnidaria, Anthozoa, Scleractinia, Poritidae. The record is from the annotation of a GenBank genome assembly.
AUGUUGAGGACAAAUAACAGUAACACACUUGUGGAACCUUCGAUUUCUCUGCAAGAAUUACAAAAGCACAACAAAGUCGACGAUGCUUGGAUAGUAAUCAGUGGAAAGGUAUUACUUCUGAAGGUUUUGUUAACGAUAAAUCUCUUUUAUUGUAAGAUGCUAAUCUUUGCUUACGGGAGGUCGAAACAAUCAAACUGCGUGCCGGUGAGCUUCAGUAAAAGACAAAUAAAUGUCUUAACGGUGCCAGAGUGGGGAUUUUUUGUCUAGCUAGCGAUCGAGGCCUACAAUAGUGCACACAGUAUGCUGUUCUUUAUGUAAGGGAACAAUCAAGAGCCUUUUUUCAAACGUCAGAUCGCAGCAUAGUCUUCCUCUCAAAGACAAGACGGGUCUUCCUCCGAGCCGUUUUAGUGACGCUACCCCCCACCUAAGGGGCCGACCAUUUAACUCUUGGGGGGGGGGGUGGGUGAUUUUGAAAAAAAAUUUCCUGCAAGCGCUUGUCGGAAGAAAAAAAUUGCAUGCAGCACAAAUGUAAUAAAGAGCUUAAGGGAAAAAAAGGGAAAAAAAUAUCCUGCCCACCAUAUUGCUAGAAAAAAAAAUUCUUGAUGACCAGAAAUCACCCACCCCCACCCUCAAGAGUUAAAUGGUCGGCCCCUAACAAGCGUUGCGUGAUGACACUACUAAUCAUGGGAAAAUUCAAAUUAACCCCUGAGGGAGACCAAUGUGGGCAACUCUUGCCUAAUUACAUAGAGAAGCUGCCCACAAUGAUUUGAACAACUCUACACAACAAAUUUUUUUAGCUUAUCGUUACUACAAUAUUAAAAUGGUACUCAUAAAAGGCCCAAGGAUUCAAAAAGUAUGGUAUUAUUUUUCCCACAUUAUUACAGCAAUAGUAUAGCCUUUACAAUCUUCACGAGUUUUUAGUCAUCUUCAGUAACUUUUGGAAGUUGCCAGAACUUCUUUUGCAUUGUUUAGGAGUCAUCUGAACAUUCUUAUGGAUACAAAAAAACUUACUCAGGAAAAGAUUGCAGAUAGAUAAUUUCCAAACACUGUGCAUUUAGUAAAAUAUUGUUUGAGUGAGACCUGUAACUGCUGUAAUUAAAAAUAUAAAUAAUCCCACCUUUCGCUGAUCAACCGCAUCAUCAGGGAUGAGAAAAUAUUCUGCAUAGAGCUAUAUGUAUAAAAAGUUGGUGUAAAGUAAAAUGCAUGAAAAGCAUUAGAAUAACUUAAGGCAAAGUAUGAGAGGCAUAAAAAAGAAAAAAGUUGAAAUAAUGUAAUGAGCAAGUGUCACAGAGUCUCUCAAAUGUAAGGAGAUAGUCUCUAAAACUAUUAAGGUUGCUUGACAUAUGUGCUAUUGACCAAGCAUGAGGUCAAGAUGGCUGGAUAUCAGCAAAGUUCUUUUUUGCAUUUUUGUUGAGGUCAAUAUAAAUGCAGAAAAGAAUGAUGUCAACAUUUAGCCAUGUUGACCGAACAAGCUUGGUCAAUAAGGAUUCAUUAUAAUGGCCAAAAAAAGAUCUUUUACUUGCGGGACUAAUGCGGGAAAUCCUGAGUGGGCAGGAUGAGCCCAUCUUGGCCGCUUGGGUAGCCAAUCAGAAUGCAGGAUUUUCUUGAUCUUUCCUGCUCGUUGAUUCAGCCAUAUAACAAUGUAACAUAUUGCGUUAUCAGGUGUAUGAUGUCUCGGAUUAUGUGACCACUCAUCCUGGACAGGAAGCCAUUCUCAAAAAUGUUGGUGGAGACUCAACACAGGGGUUUACACAACAACCUGCACACAGAGUUGUAAAAAACCAUAUUUCAUCUCUGCUGGAAAAGUUUUAUGUAGGUGACUUAUCACCAACAGAUGUAAAACAUGGUGGACCAACGUAG